Molecule: messenger RNA, 1029 nt
Organism: Pestalotiopsis fici W106-1
Lineage: Eukaryota; Fungi; Ascomycota; Sordariomycetes; Amphisphaeriales; Sporocadaceae
Exons: 5
Coding region: 1-1029 (342 amino acids)
Molecular function (GO): oxidoreductase activity, acting on NAD(P)H
Source: RefSeq, a predicted model, not a curated record
AUGGCACCCCAAACUGCUUCAGCUCUCGUCACUAAAGACGGCAAGCUGUCCAAGGAAACGAUUCCUGUGCCGACUCCAGGCGAGCAUCAGGUACUGGUCAAGAUCACUCAUGUCGCCCAGAAUCCUACCGAUGUCCAAUCACUUGAUGCCAAUGCCUUUGGCGACGAUGCGGUGCUCGGCUGCGACUUUGUCGGUACGGUCGAGAAGACGGGCGAUAAAGUGAGCAAAAUCAAAACGGGUACUGUGAUAGCCGGUCUGAUUUGGGGAGGCGAGAUCAAGGGACUGGGCGGCUACAGCGAGUACACCCUCGCAGAUGAGCGCAUUUGCUUUCCCGUGCCCGAAGGCAUCGCUCCGGAGCAGGCCGCCACAGUGCCCCUAGCCUCGUGUACAGCUCUGCUCGCUCUUUUCUCCAAAGAUUGUCUCAACAUCCCACAAAAGUCCGGAGAGACUGUGCUCAUUUGGGGUGGCAGCUCAAGCGUUGGGCUCUAUGCCAUUCAAAUCGCCAAGCACUAUGGUCUCAAUGUGAUCACGACUUGCAGUCCCCGACACCACGAUCUCGUCAAGUCUCUUGGUGCUAGUCACGUCUUUGACUACCGCGACGCCAAGGUGGCAGAGAGCAUCAAGACCGCGACAAACUCGAGCCUAAAGUACGUCUUUGACACCAUUGGCAAUGAUUCGUCCUCGGCCACGGCGUCGCAGGCCCUAUGUGAACAGGGCGGCGGCUUGUGCACCGUUCGCCCCGGCAAGGCCUUUACCGAGAAUGUGACCAAGCAGACCAAGGUGACGGAUGUGCUGGUCUGGACGGCCUUCUUGAAGGAACACCAGUACAAGGAGUUUCACUGGCCGCCACACAAGGAGGACCACGAACUUUCGGCCAAGUUCUUUGAGGAACUGCCCAAGCUGCUCUCAUCAGGAGUCGUCAAACCCAACACCCCAAAACUUCUAGAGGGACUCGACUCUGUGCCAAAGGGAUUCCAGGAAUACCGCGAUGGAGUCAUUUCAAACUACAAGAUCGUCUACAAGAUUUAA